AGGAAGCAGAGCGUGCGCCGCCAAUCAACCACAAAACAGGCAGCGCCGCCGUCAAGAGGCAGCCCACGACACCCCAAGCGAUGGCCGACGGCGCGCUCAUGGCGGCCCCGAGCCCGCCCCAUCAAAGCACGACGCCCGAGCAAGCAACACACAAGACAGCGGUACCGCCGACGCCGUCCCGCCUCAAGUGGUUCGGCAGCCAGAUCACCGAAGACAAUUUGAAUGUGGACUACGUGUCCAACUCGCUGAGGGAAGAAGACCGGAAACCGGAAAUCUCACAAAGACCGCGGCCGCAGCCGUUGUCGAAAUUAACCUCCUGGCUCGGCUGGUCCCGCUCGACCAUCAACGACGACGAGUCGUCGCAGUCCUCGCCGAAACGAAGUGCCUCCCCAUCCUUCUUCAAGAGCUUCCGGCGGUCGCAGUCGCCGACCCAUGAUGAUACGAGUGAUAAGUCGUCGAACACGCAUGGCAGCCAGCAGGACCUGGAGCUCUUGGCAGCUCAAGAAGCCGCCCUCGAAAAGGCGGGCGGCGCUGCUGUCGAGCAAGGUCAUAAACUGCAGCACUACUGUCGCGGGCCGCGGCCCGACGCUUGUAGAAGUGACAGAGGCAAGUUGGACUGGUACGACUUCCUGGCCGAUACGGAGCUGUGCACGAUGCACUUCGACGCUCUUGAAGGUACUGAUGCGAUGAAACUGAACAUUGUUCUCAGAAUACUGGAAAAUUGUAAGGUGCCCUCGACGCUGAAAUUGAGUCCAGCUACCUUAAAAGCGUUCGCCGGCGACGUCUGGCAGGACAUGCACCCGCACCCGUACCACAAUUUUUCUCAUGCUACGGAUGUCGCGCAGAGCUUCUAUUCCAUUUUGAUCGCGACGCGUUUAGUCAAGAGCCUCGAUGCAAUUACCGUCGCUGCUUCGAUACUAGCGGCGCUGUGCCACGAUUUAGAUCAUCCCGGGUACACGAACCAGUACCAGGAGAACGAGCGGACCGAGUUCUGGUUGCGACCUGUGUGUUAUUGAGACCUUCGUCGACCUCCACGCCAUCGAGCAGACACGGCAAUGGGAACAUCGUCGCGUCGAUGGCGUGCAGCCUCCACGCCAUCGAGCAAGUGGGGCGCCCGAAAUUUGAUUCCACACAGGUUGCGCCACAAGGAGUCGUGCCUCGAGAACCACCACUACGAGCGGUUCGAGCGGUUACUGCAAAUACAUAACAUAACAACCUCCUUGGAUCGAAUCAAGUUCCUCGGCAAAAGGAUGAUCCUGGCCACCGACAUGAAGCAGCACGACCGAAUCAUGUCCGAGAUCCGCGAGAAGAUUAGUAAGGGAGACGACCUGUUGGCGGACGACGCUUCUGUUGCGUUACUGUUGGGUCUCAUACUGAAAUGCGCGGACAUCUCGAACCAAGCGCGACCGCGGCACGUCGCCGCGAAGUGGAACGAUAGGGUGUACCAGGAGUUCUAUCGCGAGGGCGACCAAGAUCGGAAGCGAGGUAGACAGGUGCUGAACUUACAUGAUCGACAUAAAAAUGACACGAAUAGUUCCUCAGUAGGAUUUAUUGGGUUUGUUGUGGUGCCGUUGUACAAGCUGUUGGGCAAAGCCAUCCUGGAAGUGGAGAACAAGCACCAAGUCGGCCUGAGGACGCGCAUCGUCGACGAAUGUUUGGUGGUGCUGAACGCUAAUAAAGAACGAUAUGCGAAGAUUGCGAAUGGCGAACAGGUGGACGCUCCACCGGUCCACGUCGUCGAGGAUGUCGAGACGCCGCCGGGCAUCAACGGCGAGCACCAACAAAAUUCGGUAAAGUUCUUCAACUACCGCGCGGGCCAUGCUACACCUCAGGAGGGUGUUGAGGCCCACUUCCGCGCCCGCGAAGGGGGUCGCGAGGACGAGCCUGUGAGGAGGACGCCGUCGCCCAUCGUCGAGAUCGCCGCGCGGAGCGCCGCGUCGAUUCGGUCUUCCUUGAGACUGAUCCGGCCGCCGUCGCGCGAGUCGCUCGUCUUCUUCGCCGAGGAGGCCGCGCGGGCCGAGGCCGAGGCUUCGUAAGGUUGUGGUUUUGUGAUA
Pelagomonas calceolata is the source of this 2054-nucleotide messenger RNA. The record is from the annotation of a GenBank genome assembly. Lineage: Eukaryota; Pelagophyceae; Pelagomonadales; Pelagomonadaceae.